This is a messenger RNA of Lentinula edodes (shiitake mushroom), 531 nucleotides long. RefSeq lists its product as uncharacterized. The transcript has 2 exons. NCBI's taxonomy places the organism in Eukaryota, Fungi, Basidiomycota, Agaricomycetes, Agaricales, Omphalotaceae. Bases 1 to 531 code for a protein of 176 amino acids. The record is from RefSeq and is a predicted model, not a curated record.
AUGUUCCAUAGAUGGUAUUCAGACGCCUUGGCAGACUCUACAACUGGACAUAGCAUAUCGUCCGGUACUCCCGUGCAUAAUACACUUGAAAGUGAUAUCAUAACCGAAGAACAACGUGAGCUGGACUUGCGUCCGUUGUCUCUUUCUAUCUCCGAUACCCUCAGUCCCACAUCGUCCCUAAAUUCUCCCGAAUCUCCGUCGUCUUCACCGUGUCUUGCGUCACCAUCUACAAUAAGACGUCGGUUUUCCCUCUUCAGGAAAAAAGAAAAAGAAAAACGUUUCUCCCUGCCUUCUUCGAUGUCUAGUGAGGCUCCCCAACUGCCCUUGGACAACAAGGCCCUGAAGGCCGAAGAGAAGCGCCGGAAAAAGGAAGAGUCAAGGGCAAGGACUGAGAGACUCGCAGAACAGCUGAAGGCUAGAGCUGAAGAACACGCUCAAUCCGAAGUAGACCACAAUUCUACUAUAUCAGCGGAGCGAAGGAAUAAAGAGCCAAGUGCUAUGUAUGGUGGUAUAACCGGUGUAAUAAUGUAG